CCCCACCAACACCCGCGUACAUGCGCCAGCUCUCACUCCCACACAGAACACGCAAAAACCAUCGUAUACAAUUAUUGGAAACCAUGAUCUCACAGAGGAUGAAAUAAAAAAAGGAAAAAGCAGCUUUAGUACUCUCAUGGAAAACAUAUCUUCACCUCCGCUCUCUAACUCUUUUUCUCUCCGUUUCUUCCUUCCUCCCUCUCUGCAUGUCGCUUCUCUCUCAUCAAAAAUGAUGGUGUUGACUUAAAGUGAGGUUUUUUUGGAUAGUUUUCUAUGUUCUUCUUGUACUUUGUUUCACUGGUUUUGCUCACCUUCUCAGGGAAUGUGAUAGCUUUGCAAGGUACAUUAGCGGUUGCUUCUUUUUCUUCAGAAAAGAGGGAAAAUUUAUUUAUCCCUCGACGAUUUCAUAUGCUGGAGAAUAUUUUUGGUUUGAGCCUGCAGGACGGUGAUGAUUGGGUUUUAUGAUUUCAUAUGUUUUUACCUGUGGAAAUCCCAACUAUAUAUCCUCAGUUUCUUGAGCUUGUAUCAGUGGAAUCGAUUUAGAAUUUAGCGAACUGCUAUGAUUCCAAAACUGAAGGCCCUAAAGGUGGAGAGCCUAGGGUUAAAAACAGGCACAAAGGAUUCGAGUUUUGAGUGAGGAGAUUUAAGAGUUUAGAUAUAAACCGAUAGAAAGUUAGUCGAUAUCCUUGUUAUGUUCAAAGGUUGCAAAGUGAAAAAUUCAACGUGUGUUGGAGCUAAUAUUUGUAAAUAUCUGAAGAGUUGAACUUGGCAAUAAAUUAGAUGUGACGUGAAUUGUGGUACUUGGUGCAUCAAGUGGUGUAUAAGUUAUUUGACAUAUUAUUGUUGAAGAGUCGAAGGAUUUCUCAAUUUCAUUCUUAAUUUAAACAAGAUAUUUUUUUCACUGACCUCUUAAUUCAAGCUCUUUCUAUGUUUCAGCAAUUUGUGGGAAUCAUGGAGAGCAAGACGUGGAUAUGGAAUAGGAAGUCCACAGGGAAGAACAUUGAGAAAGGGAAGACCCUGGAGUUGGAGAAAUCUGUAGAAAACUUGAACGGACAACUAUCUUCUGUCCGCGGUGAGUCCAAUGCUAAAGAUGAUCUUUUGGCAAAGCAAGCAAAAGUAGCUGAGGAAGCAAUUUCAGGAUGGGAAAAAGCAGAAGCUCGAGCUCUUGCUUUACAGAAACAAUUGGAUGAUGCCUUGCUUAAGAAGAAAAUGACAGAAGAAAGAUUAGUCGAACAGGAUACAGAAUUACAAGAAUUCAGGCAGCAACUAUGUGUUGUCAAGGAAGAUCAGCAGCUCAUAGUUAACAAUGCUUCCAUGAAAAUAUCAAGAGAACUGGAGAAGACACGCAUGGUAGAACAAAGGUUGGUCGGAACAAAUAAGAAGCUCGCUGAAUUGGUCACUGAAAAUGGAAACCUGAAAAGAAUCCUAGAGGCCAAAGAACAGUUGCUUGCAGAGAUGAAUGAGGCUAAAUCAAAUCUGGAAAAAAACUUUACUGAUGUGGUGUCCAGACUUGAUGCUUCAGAGAAACUGAAUGUGACUCUGAAUUAUGAGGUCUGUGUGCUUCAGAAGGAGCUUGAGAUUCGAAAUGAGGAAAGGGACUUCAACCGGCGAUCAACUGAUGCUGCUCAUAGGCAGCACCUAGAGAGCAUCAAGAAGAUUGCAAAGCUUGAAGCUGAGUGCCAACGGUUGCGGGUCAUGGUUCGCAAGCGCUUGCCAGGGCCAGCAGCUUUAGCUAAAAUGAGAAACGAGGUCGAGGUGUUGGGUUAUGAUGAAUUAAGCAAGGAUGCGUCUUCUGUUGUCAAGAAACUUCAUGCAAUUGACAAUGAAAACAAGGUGCUCAAAGAAACACUGACCAAGAAAACCAAUGAACUUCAAGCAUCACGCAUCAUGUUCGCACGCACUGCAUCCAAGCUUUCUCAGGUUGAGACCCAACUUGAAGAUUUUUCUAGAGGAAAAACAAGCUAUGAACUAGCAAAGAGCAGUCCGAUGUCGUAUAACCUGCCAUGUUCUUCCAUUUCAGAGCAUGGUGGCAAUGAAGACAAUCUUAGUUCUGCUGAAUCAUGGGCUUCUGCUUUAAUUUCUGAGCUGGAGCACUUCAAAAGUGGGAAACCAACUGCUACAUCAUGCAAAAGUGUUGCAAUAUCAGAUUUAAGUUUGAUGGAUGAUUUUGUUGAGAUGGAGAAAUUAGCAAUAAUCACUGUGGAUAAACAUUUUGAUAGCUCACGCAGUGUGAUUGGUGAUAACAAUUUAUGUGUGGCCACUAAAGAAUCCGAAGCAGAAUGCAGGGAUCUUGUUCCUCUCAUGGAAGUCCCUCAUUAUAAGUAUUCGUCGCUUGAGAACUAUCCUAUUUGGCUUCAGGACAUUCUGAGGGUUAUUGUACAAAAGCAUCAUAUCAUGCAAAAAAGUUUCCAUGCCAUUCUUGAAGAUGUUCAAAGUGCUCUAGGUAAUUGGGAUUCCUCUAUUGUUGCAAAAUCCUACAGCGAGAAAGUUAUAAAAACCAAAAACACUUUGUCAGAUUCAGUCGAUGGAGCCAUCACCACAGACUCACCAAACAGAAAAAGGAGUUCCCGAUUUUGUGAGUCUGACUUGGAGAAAUCAGUUCACAAGCUUGUGGAACUAGUUGAAGGGAUCAUUCAGAAAAGUAAUGAGAGUAAAACUGGUCAAGGCAUAUCAUCUGGAGAUGAUGAUGGUCCUUCUUUACAUGAUAAUUCUGCAUCAGAAAAUGGAUAUACAGCUCGAACAUUUCUAUGGGAAAUAUCCAAUCUCACUUCUAUUUUACAGAAUUUUAUAGCAGCAUGCAAUGAUCUAUUGACUGGUAAGAUUGAUCUUCAAAAGCUGACAGAAGAGAUUUCUUCAACACUCGACUUAAUUAUAAGUCAUUCUUUUUCAAUUCAAGAUGUUACAGACACAAAAGUCACUAUUAGGAAACAUAUGGCUGUUGAUGAAUCAUACAGAGAGCAUGGACUUAAAUCUGUAUCGGUAUCAAAUGGUCUACACAUCUUGUUCAGGGUGGAAAAUUUGGAAUCCAAACUGAAGGAUGAAAAUGAUCCACUAAAAUCUGAGAUUCUUAGUAUCAAGUCUGAAAGGAAAGAUUUGGAGGACAUUCUAAAAACAUUUAGUGCUCAGAAUGAAGCACUGAAAGCUCAGCUGCAGGAAUCAGAAGCAAAAGUUUCAAAUUUACAGAAAGAAAUUGGAAUACUUAAGAAAACCAGGGAGCAGAUUGAAGAACAGAUUGAAAAUAAAAAAUCCAUUAACGAAGACCUUGCGGCUAAGUUAGCAUUCGUAGAGGAUGAAUUGAAUGAAGCUCUUCAAAAGUUUGCAUCCCUUGAAGUCCAACUUGCUCAGAGAAACAACUGCUGUGAAGAACUGGAGGCAACUUGCCUUGAACUACAGCUAGAGUUAGAAAGAGCUUUAUCUGAUGAAACUCCAAAACAUAUCAUGCGCCCAGAAGACAAGCAAAUCCAGAUGGAAUGUGGUAUAAUUGCAGCGACAGAAAAACUUACCGCUUGCCAGGAAACUAUCCUAAAUCUAGGGAAGCAGUUGAAAGCGUUGGCAUCAGCAGAUGAUGGACCUUUAUUCGAGAAGGCGAUAUCUACAACCGUGAAGUCCAACCAUCAUCGCCUGCAGUUGCUUGACCAUAUGAGAGAAGAGGAAAAUCCAUCGACCAAACCACCACAUCCGCUAAUUCCAGCUUCCGAAAACACAAACCUCAGCCAUAAAAACUCAUUGAGGAGUAUAGUUGAGAUGUCACCGGAGAAUAAUGCUUCCGACAAGGACCAAGGCGAGGUCAAUGAAGGAAUGCUGAUGAUUAUGGCUAAGAAACAAGAUGGAGGUGCAAGUCUGCUGAGAAAACUUUUGCUGCAAAGGAGAAGAAAAAGCAGCACAAGGCUUGAACUUCCAAUGGGUGCUCAAUAGCAGUCUCUAAACCUUCCAAUUAGCAAGCAAGAAUAUAUAUAUUAUAACAAAGAGAAAGAAUGGCCAAGGUUUUAAAGCUUGCAAUUUAAGAAUGUCUUCUUGUAUGCAAUCCUUUUGUGCUUUCUGUGAAUGUUAAAUUGUUGAUAUGGAUACAAGUAUAUACACAAAUUUCAACAGCUUGAAGAUGAAAUAAUAAGCUACACUAGCUUUCAGAUGUAAGAUCCCAAGGCAUAAUUGAAUGAGUUAAUUUGGAAUGCC
Messenger RNA from Zingiber officinale, 4173 nucleotides. RefSeq names its product filament-like plant protein 7. Bases 928 to 3915 code for a protein of 995 amino acids. The transcript has 5 exons. The record is from RefSeq and is a predicted model, not a curated record. NCBI's taxonomy places the organism in Eukaryota, Viridiplantae, Streptophyta, Magnoliopsida, Zingiberales, Zingiberaceae.